AUGGCCGAUAUCGACACCUCCAAGCUCACCUCAUCCGCCCAGAUAUUCUCCCAAAAUAACACCCUACCCCAGAUUCGCGCUAUUCAUAAGAGUCUCCAUGUCGCAAUCGAAGAGAAGUCGACCCGGUUACGCACACAGGUCGGGAGCUCGUAUCGCGACCUGCUAGGCACAGCAGACACCAUUGUGCACAUGCGCGAUGACAACGAUGUUGUCCAGGAGCUUCUUGGCAAGAUGGGAGGUCGUUGCGGAAGAGCCGUGAUCGGCGCCAAAGCUACGGGUUUGGCCAAUUUUGUCACGAAGGAGAACAAAUCUGCUGCGUCUAUUGCUGCGCGGAUAAAGCUCCUCGACGCUUGUGUCUUGGUUGUUGGCCGUAUACUCAAGGGCGGUGGUGGGCUGGGCGACAGUGCGAAGAGGGGAGAUAGGCUGGUACUUUCUACCAAGGUUCUUGUUCUGAGUCGGCUUUUGGUCAAAAGUCUCUCGGAUGAUGCAGCUGAUCCAAGCAGUCGUCGAGCCAUCGAAGCUGCCCGAACAUCCGUUAGCAAACUACGACGUAGAUUGCUUAGGAAUGUCGAAAAGGUCUUCGAGAGAGCAGGCGAUGAGGCAGAGAGGGAAGAUGUUCAGAAAGCUCUAUGUGCGUACAGCUUAGCUACCAGUUCUGGAGCUAGAGACGUACUACGGCAUUUUCUCCAUGUGAGAGGAGAGGCCAUAGGACUUUCUUUUGAAGUGGAGGAUAACAAUCGCAAGCGGAGUACUGAGGACGUUGUUCAAAGUCUAAAGCUGUACUCACGAACUCUCCUUGAUGUGCAAGCCUUGGUGCCAGGCAGGCUAUCAUUAGCUCUAUCUGGGUUGAAGAGCCAUCCUCUCCUGGCUGAUCCCAGUCUGAAGCAAAUUGAAGGACUAAGACUGGACAUAUACGAGCGCUGGUGCGAUGAGGAAAUACAAUACUUCACACCUUUUGUCAGACACGACGACCUUGAUGGAAGCCAAGCUCGUGAGAUGCUAGCAGCGUGGUCUGAGAAGGGAUCAGAGGUUCUACUCGGUGGUCUCAAGAAGACACUAAGUACAAUGUCAGAGUUCAAGCUGAUUAUGGAACUUCGAACAAGAGUUUUGGAACUUUGGAUCCGUGAUGGUGGAAAGGCUCGAGGCAUUGACCCAGCGGAGAUGCAGGAUUCCCUCCGUGAGGCCAUCAACUCACGCAUGCUGGAGGUCCUCGAUACCAAGGUCAGUAAGCUUCACUUGGUCGGCUCAGAAUUUUCUGCAUGUCUUGGAAGAUGGAAGGAUGGUAUCACUGAUGAGCAUGUGAGCAUCUGGAACGAUGAGGGCUACGAUACGGCUCUUGCAGGUGGUGCCGCGCCGUUUGUUCAAGAGGUCGUAUCUCGAUUCUACGGCCGAAAUGAAGCUGUGUCCAAGACGGCGCACUCUUACAAGGCUUGGUAUCAUGUCAUUGAUGAUGUCAAGGGUGUUGUCGAGCAGCUUAGGCGGCAACGUUGGGACAAUGAUUAUGAUGAGAUCGAGGACGAGGAGACUAUCGAAGCUAGACAGAAGCUUCUCAGCAAAGAUGACCCGCAGAUGUUGCAGGAGAGGCUUGACACCACCCUUGAUAAGUCGUUUAAGGAGUUGGAGGAUCAGAUCCAAAGUCUUUGGGAAGAACGAGCCGAAUCAUCGCGGAACGGCAAAGUGGCCAUGUAUUUCCUCCGUGUCAUGCGAGAUAUUCGCCACCAGCUGCCAGAGCGUCCAUCGAUCAAGGCAUUCGGCCUCAAGAUUGUUCCCUCGCUACAUGAGAAGAUUGUAGUGGCAGUCGCAAAGCCUGCCCUUGAAGAUUUCGCAACUCGGGAAAUUUCACAACGCGUUGUGGUGGGUCGACCGCUCUGGGAUGGAGAACCAGCAUUGCCAAACCAGCCUUCGCCCGAGAUUUUCCAGUUCCUUCGACUACUAUCCCUAUCUAUGUCAGAUGAAGGAGUGGAUCUCUGGACCAAGGCGGCCGUGGCAGCGUUGAAAAAACAUUUGUGUGAACAACUAUGUAAAACGUGGGAGACAGCCAUUGUGGAGAGCUCGAAUGGAGAGCUGGACGUACUAAAAGAGCAAGACACCAAGAAAGAGAAACUAGAGAAGAAAGACACGAAGGAAGAAAGCGACAACGAAGACACAGAUGAGGAGGAGGAGGAUGAAAAGAAGAGCAGUACCGAUAUUCAACCAAAGGUCGAAGAGCCCACGGAAGAGAAGAAGUUUGGUCUGAGCCCUGAACAGAAGACGGAUCUCUUCAUACAAUGGCUUUUUGACAUUGCCCUCUUGCGACGAUUCAUCGGCAAUACAGAGACAUCAGGCAGUUUGUUCCAGGCCCUAGAAGAUAAUGUCUUUCGACAUUCCAAAUUGGUCGAUGCAGCAGCGAAACAGCAAAUCGCCAAGUCAGCCAACGAUUUCUGGCAGCGUACUAGCUUGUUGUUUGGUCUGCUGGCAUAG
Fusarium sp. VM40 is the source of this 2460-nucleotide messenger RNA. The record is from the annotation of a GenBank genome assembly. Lineage: Eukaryota; Fungi; Ascomycota; Sordariomycetes; Hypocreales; Nectriaceae.